This is a messenger RNA of Linum trigynum, 5704 nucleotides long. NCBI's taxonomy places the organism in Eukaryota, Viridiplantae, Streptophyta, Magnoliopsida, Malpighiales, Linaceae. The record is from the annotation of a GenBank genome assembly.
UUUUAGUGACAUAGAAACGUAAAAUCGUAAAUUUUUAAGUUUUAAAACUCAAUUUUAACUACAUUGGUUGUAUGUAUUGUGUCCCAUAUAUACAGAGACUAUAGACAGCCGUCGCCAUCCAUAAUCCGCUACUUUCGUCGGCCGGCCCCAUGCACAUUCCUCGUCGUGGUUUCCAGCCAGCUACCGCGUUUUGUGAGAUGAUCAUGAUUCCAUCGGGAACCACUUUCGAGCUGAUAAAAGUUUGGUUUAGACUUGUAUGUCAUGAAGUACUAGUAUAAGAUUCAAUUAUCAAUUCUAACCCGCAAAAUGUUACUUGAUUUAUCUAUACACAAUUAUCAAUUAACAAAAGAGGCCGAACCAAGAUCAAUGGGAUGUCCACAUUGAUACCAUUAGUUGGACUUUUCCCCUCCGCGUUAAUUAUUUGCCAAUCACAUGAACCAAAAACACUGUCGACAAUCACAACGUAGAGAGACACUACUCCAAUCACAUUGUAUAAUACAAUCUUAUAAACUCCAAUCAUUUUUAGUUUCAAGAGUGCGUUCUGUUCAAUACGUCUACUUGUAACAUUAUCAAUAUCGCAUAUGAUCAACAUAUGAUACACUAUCUUCUAAGGUUGUAUGUUGUAGAGCAUAGUUUAUGACAAUUAAUUUCGAACUUUUCUAAUAAUAAUCACUUGAAACGAAUAAAUAUUGUUUUCAUGUCGUUCAUGGAUUGGCCAAAUAACCAACAAUUGCAUGGCGCAUCUGAUCGCCUUGUUAGGAAGUGGUUAAGUAACAUACAUGAUUUAUGACAUGAUAUCGCAGUUGGUUUAUCCUUGAGGUCACGCGUGUUCAAGUCCUCACGACCACCAAUAUUUAAACGUUGCCUCUCAAGCACAUGGUAUGGCGGGGUACGAGAGGUAAUUACAUGGUUUUUACAAGAAUAAUCUAGGAAUAUUGUUGACGGUUACGCAAUAUAAAGAGCUAGCAAUAGGGUGAGAAGAUCAUCUGCUGAUUAAACACUAACAACCAAUGUCGUCCACCUUCUUCUAACGCUUCUUCUGAUGCCUUCUUGUUUGUCCAAACUUGCAUGCAGCCGAACAUUAUCCUAGCUCCAAAGCAACUUGGCUUAUCUCAUGACUACACACGCACAAAACUGGGAAUCUAAAGCCCAAUUUUAGUUCCGGUUCAAUAUCCACAAUCUUGUUUCUUCUCAUGGCUGUAAAUCAAUUCGGUCCAACCCAGGUUGGAUCCACACUCCAGCCCAUUCAUCCAAACCCAUGAAAACCCGUGAUUGGCGGAUUUAAAAAUAAACUUUACAAAAAUCGUUUGCGCGUGUACUUCAAUCGCCCACCUCUUUCCCUCUCUCAGUCUCUCUCUCCAUCUGAUCUUUCUUUCCCAAGCUGUACUGUAAAUUCCAAAACCUUUUUUUUUAGUUUUCUCUCUCCUUCUCCCUCUCUGCUUUUCCCCUUUUCGUUCAUCUCAGCUAGCCAGUGACCACAAACACUUUCCUCCAUUUGCCCCCUUUCUCCCCCUUCUUCCUCUUCUCCCCCCACAUUGCCGUCGAUUCAUCCUCCGGCAGCCGUCUGAGCUUUCUCUUCUCACCAAUCUAACUCCUACCAUGGCGCCAACUCCACGGCCGACGUUGCUUCUCCUCUUCACAUCCUCCAUUUUCUUCUACCUAGCAGCAGUCUCCGAAUCCAACCUCUCCUACAACUACUACGACAAAUCCUGCCCCAAAUUCGCACAGAUCAUCCAGGACACCGUCACCGACAAGCAAAUCAAGAGCCCCACCACCGCCGCCGGAACCUUACGCCUCUACUUCCACGACUGCUUCGCCAACGGCUGCGACGGCUCCGCCCUAAUCUCCUCCACCGCAUUCAACAGGGCCGAGCGCGACGCCGACAUCAACCUCUCCCUCCCCGGCGACGCCUUCGACCUCGUCACGCGCGCCAAGGUCGCUCUCGAGCUCACCUGCCCCAACACCGUCUCCUGCUCCGACAUCCUCGCCGUCGCCACGCGAGAUCUCGUCACCAUGGUCGGCGGCCCCUUCUACAGCGUCCUCCUCGGCCGCCGCGACUACCGCGUCUCCAAAUCCUCCGCCGUCCCGGGGAAUCUCCCCUUGCCGUCAAUGUCGACAUCGCAGAUGAUCGACAUGUUCGCCGCCAGAGGGUUCUCCGCCCAGGAGAUGGUGGCGCUGAGCGGGGCCCACACCAUCGGAUUCUCCCACUGCAAGGAGUUCACGGCACAGCUCUACAGCAACGGCACGGGAUCCGGUGGGUACAAUCCUAGAUUUGCGCAGGCGCUGCAGAAGGCGUGCGCGAAUUACAAGAAGGACCCGUCGAUCUCGGUGUUCAACGACAUCAUGACGCCCAACAAGUUCGACAAUUUGUACUACCAGAACUUGCCCAAAGGGUUGGGCCUGCUGGCGUCGGACCACGGGCUCGUCUCCGAUGGCCGGACCCGGCCGUUUGUGGAGCUGUACGCCAGGGAUCAGAACAAGUUCUUCAAGGAUUUCGCCAAGGCGAUGCAGAAGCUGAGCGUCUACGGGAUCAAGACUGGGAGGAGAGGCGAGAUUAGGCACAGGUGUGAUGCUGCCAACUGAUUGGAUUGGAUUCUUUUUCUUCUUUUUGGAACGGCAUUGAUUCAUAUAUGGUCGGUCAAUCUCUCUUGGAUUUAAAGUCCGGAGGUUGUUAUAUUUUCAUGAUUAUAAAUGGUCUUUUUUUUGGGUUGUGAUCGUUGUUCUUUCCUUUUUGGUUCUAAGAGCUUCUACAAAUUGAUCGGUUUUAGAUAGGAUUAUCUUGUAUUACCAGAGAGGGGUUUUUCAUACGGGGAGAUGGAGGAAGAAAGCAAGAAAGAGCUUACAUUGUAUCAAGCAAGAAAAAAAAAGGAAAAGGGCUGAUUUGAACUUUGUAAAAAUUGAUACUUUACAUUUGAGCAUGUUAUGAUCAUGUUAAUUUGAUAUAGUUUGGUUCUGCUCCGGUUCAUCUCCCACUGUCUAAAUUGAAAAUUUCGGCGAAUUUAUCGGCCCUGAAUCACUUGCUCUCAUGAGUUGAUCAUAUAUAAUUUGUGACGCCCUUGAACAGGGUGUGUUAUUCUUCUUAGUUGUCUAAGGUUUUUUGAAACUGCUUGUGUUUAGUUUGGGUGAUAUCACUCGAUUGAGCGAUCCUCCUUAUGAUCUCCAACCAUCCAACGUGUGUGCGCUUCACCUUACUUUAUAGCGCGGGGUAAAGCGUUGAAAAGAAUUUGAGAAGUGUAUGAUCCAACUGGUAACCUUACGGUGAUAUAUUGAUGAAGAAUGCAUCAUAAUGUUGUUAAGCACACAGGCGUAAUCAAGCAUGAUGAUGAACCUACCUAACGACAACAUCAGUCUCGUAGAUGCACAUCUCAUUAUAUCGGUGUAAUCGAUUCUGCUCUUGCGGAAGAAUCCAGCAGAGUUUGUAAAAGUUUGCGCUGAGAAUGAGUCCCCUGAGGUGAGCCUGACCCAGGGUUGCUGCUGCUGGUGGCUGGCUAGGUGUAGUGAAUAUGAGAAACUGAAACUAACCAGUCAACCCAACAGUGAGUCAGGUCAGUUGGAAGGAGAAGAAGGUAGAAAAUGGGGGAUUGGAAGAAUCCAAAGCUGAGAAGGAUUAUUAAAAUGGUAAUGGGAAGUGAGGACCGGGGAGCAAGCAAUUAAGCAUUACCAUAAUACCGAGGUAGAGGCGCAAUCAGCGGUGAGUUUAUUAUAUGGGAUUCUGAAAUUGGGAGCUUAUUAACGAUAAAUUAAAAUUCCUUCCGACUGUCACGACUCUACUCUAUGCUGAAUUUUGGCAUUGGGGUUGUGGUGUGAGAGAUUAUAUUAUUAGUGCCGGCUCCAUUACUGGACAAUGUUUUGGUCAUUACUCAGAAGCGUCGGUGACACCUUGUCCCAGAAGAACCAAUUCCUUACAUGUGCGCAGCCGGCUUUCAAGGCAUAUUUCCUCGUCAUUUCCCACCGGAGACAGUUGCGAUUAACAUCUCGAGACCGUGGUUCAUAAAGAAAUGAUAAACAGUUGCGGAUAGUCUCAGGGUUUCUUCAUCAGGACAUUUCAAAUUCCUACUCGGCAGAGCUACUUGCAGCCUUCUUGUUUAUGAUCACCCGUCACAUACUUAAGGUGUGUGCUCCGAUUUCUUUGGGGUGAUACCCUAUUGAUUCAUUUGAUUGUGCGAGUACCAUCUAUUGAUAUGUCUUUUUUCAAGUGUUAUGGUGUUCAGGGUGCUUUUUCGCAAGUUCUAUUGUCCUACUUAUGAAGUCGCGCACAAAAUUAUGUUGAUGUCUACGUCAAAUUCAAUGGCGGAGCCACAUUUUAUCCAUGAAGAGCUAUAGUCUCUCAAUUUUUAAAUGUAGAUAAAUUUACAUGUAUAAUUUGCAACAAAAUUGAAAAAUAGACUAAUUGGCAAGGCUCUUGCUCCCUCUCCGAUGACCAUGGUCAAAUCUCUCAAGUAUAAAUUUUUUAGCCGCUCGUUCAGAUUUCUAACUUCGUCCUUAAAUCGAACCGUUGAUGUGAUUUGAAUCUGACUAUUAGCCGCUAUGAGUACUAUAAGUACUUCUCAUACUCCUCUGUAAUCUGUAUCUCCUCAAGUGUAGUGAAAAUUGGCUCUCUCCUGCCCGUUGACUAGCUAACACACAUUGUGUUAGUGAAGCACGUAAAUUGUGUAUGUUCGCUUGCUCGCCAAUCCUCAUUUCAGUCCCGUGAAGUUCUCUCCUCCUUGUCGCAUGCCUCUUCUUUCCUGUCUCAUGCUCUUGUGUGUAUGCUAGUCCUCUCCGGGAAGAUCCUCCUCAAUAACUUCUGAAGAUAAUUUUCGAUGAUGUUGUCCAAGUUUCUGACUGCUCGUCUGACCUUGUUGUGUGUGACUCGGACGGGCAUGUGCUUCUGGCCUUGGGUGUCCAGCAUCAGUGGAUCUUAUGACUCGGAUCUUGGAGAACUCCUUGCAGCCAGGGAUGCGGUCUCUCUUGCAGCUUCUAGGAGUUUGCCUCGUGUCAUCCUCGAGUCGAUGCAGAAGCUAUCAUACUUUUAUAUUGCCGUCUGUUUCUCGAGUCUUUUUUUCAAUGUAUAGAUUUUAGUGCAGUUCCGCGGGCUGCCAACUAGGUUGCGAGCAAGAGUGGCACGUAAAGCCCUGUUGCUGUCUCGGUUAGAGUUAGCUUCUUUUGAUUUUGUUAGGUGAUUUGUUAGUGGGAUAGGGAGGGAUUGUGGGUAGUGGUUCUUUCUAACUAUUGUCUUGACUUUACUCGGCGGGGACCACGUAAAUCGUGUAUUAUGUAUGUACGCUUUCAUUUUCUUGCAUUGUUGAAUCCUUCUAUUUUCGAUCCGCAGAAAAUAGUCGUGACACGAGUAAAUAAUUUUAUAACAAAUUAUCCUGUUUUUGCAUUUAGGACAGUAAUCUACUGCCAAAAUCUCAGAUGACAAACUAUCCCUCAAAGUCGGGAUGGGAUCAGGUGCCACCGUGAUAACUAGCAAAAAACGCUACUAAAAAUAACGAAGUCACUACGAAUUAUUAUAAAAUCAAUACAACAUCUAAGCUAAAUCACUACUAAUUCAAACUAGUAGAGGGAUUAUUAUAAAAUCAAUACAACAUCUAAGCUAAAUCACUACUAAUUCAAACUAUUAGUAGUUUUUCUCUUGAUUAGGAUGGUGCUAACUAUUGUACAAUUAGCACCGUAACCGCUCUCCUCAAAGUCAUGUGUUUAAUCAAGUACGUAGGCAUUA